AUGGCCUCCAUCGUCCGCCCUACGCUGCUGAGGCAGACUGCCCUCGCUGCUGCCACCCGCCGAGCAUCCCCGGCCGUGCGAAGUGCCGUCUUGAAGGAUGUCGCGCGUGUCUCUGCCUUCCACGCCAGCAGCCGGAAGAACCUGCUUCCUCCAGGUCCUCAGGUUAUCAAGGGAACAGGUACAAAGCCCAUCACCACCGACGAUUUCCCGUUUACGCUCUCUCCUCGACCAAAUGCUACCUCGUUCAACGACCCUGCUCCCGUCCCGACCCCUUCGCCCUCGCACGGCUCCUACCACUGGACCUUUGACCGUCUGCUCGCCGCCGGUCUGGUCCCCUUGACCCUCGCGCCUUUUGCUGCCGGCUCCUUGAACCCCGUGCUUGAUGCCACCCUGUGCGGCGCUAUCCUCGUACACUCGCACACUGGUUUCCAAAACAUUCUUAUUGAUUAUAUUCCCACUGGCCGCUUCCCCAAGGCCCGCAAGUUCUCCAUGUGGGCUCUCAACGCCGCCACUGUCUUGGUCGGCAUUGGUCUGUACGAGUUUGAGACCAACGACGUUGGUGUGACGGAGGCUGUUAAGCGGGUGUGGAAGGCUUAA
Pestalotiopsis fici W106-1 is the source of this 597-nucleotide messenger RNA. RefSeq lists its product as uncharacterized. NCBI's taxonomy places the organism in Eukaryota, Fungi, Ascomycota, Sordariomycetes, Amphisphaeriales, Sporocadaceae. Gene Ontology annotation, biological process: mitochondrial electron transport, succinate to ubiquinone; tricarboxylic acid cycle. The record is from RefSeq and is a predicted model, not a curated record. Gene Ontology annotation, molecular function: heme binding; ubiquinone binding. The transcript is spliced from 3 exons. Bases 1 to 597 code for a protein of 198 amino acids. Gene Ontology annotation, cellular component: membrane; mitochondrial envelope.